Molecule: messenger RNA, 567 nt
Organism: Prunus armeniaca (apricot)
Lineage: Eukaryota; Viridiplantae; Streptophyta; Magnoliopsida; Rosales; Rosaceae
Source: the annotation of a GenBank genome assembly
AUGAACCAUCGAAUGGUUAAAGGUUACCAAAUAGAAAAAAGUUCUCGGCCGUAUGAAGAUGUUCUAGACGUAGGGCACUCCAUGGGUUGGUCCAGUAUUCUGAUUCCUGGUUGUGGGGAACCAAAUUUUGAUUCCUGGGUGGCAAAUCCAUUUGAAACAUCUAAACAGAGAAGAGAGAGGGAAGUGCACUCUCUGCUUGAUAAGCUGCCACCUGAGACAAUUAUGUUGGAUCCCACAAAGAUUGGCACAGUGAAGCCUCAGAGGAAGAAAGAGAAACCGACAAAUCAAGAGAGAGAGGUUGAGAUUGAAGCUGCUGUUGAAACUGUCAAGGGCACUGUCCUGAAGAUGAAAACCAAGGGGAGGAAUAAGCCGAGUAAGAGGACGACGAAGAAGAAGGAGAUCAUUGCAAAUGCCAAGAGGCCUUUCUUGGAGCAACAAAUGGAGGAGGAAGAACAACUGGCUAGAAAGAAGCAGAAAACAAUUGAGCAAGUGGAGCUACCAACAUCUUUACAGCGGUGUGCUGUGCCCGCACCAAAGCGACUGCAUGAAAUGAUUGUGCUAGUUUAG